CGCCAAUUGACAUUACUGACAUCUAGUGUUGACAUGCCGUAAUCUUCACCAGUUUACAUGUGACAGUCAGUUAUCGUGUACUGUCAAAGUGUCAAGUUUUCCAUCGCUCUCCACUUCUUUUUACUGAAUUCGAACGAUCUUGUGCGUUCCCCAAACGUGAGCUUAAAGAGGAAUUUCGACUAUUUCGUUACAUUCUUUCGCGACAUUCCAAUCCCUUCGAAGUGUUAUUCUAAGAUAUAUACAACCUUGAGCAAUUUUUAUCAACGACAGUCAUUGGCUGAAAGUCACGUGUGAGAUUUCCGCGAGUCACCCGCGAUUUCCGACAUGUAUGAAAACCUGUUCAAGAGUCCGUUGCACCGCGUAUUCGUGUACGGCACAUUAAAACGAGGCGAGCCGAAUCAUGGUCUUAUUAAGGAUGCCACGAACGGCUAUGCAAAAUUCCUGGGUCUUGGAAGGACGACAGUUUCAUAUCCUCUGGUGAUCGCUACAAGAUAUAACAUUCCUUUCCUAUUGAAGAAACCCGACGUCGGCAAUCUCGUGCUUGGGGAAAUAUAUGACAUGGACUCUAAAAUGCUGAAAAAACUGGAUGAAUUAGAGGAGCACCCCACGUUUUACGAGCGAUUCGAAGAAGAAAUCCUAUUGGCUCCGGAAACUGCGCUCAAAUCUGGGAAAACGUUCGAAGAGGUUGGCGAGUUGACAAAAGCAUGGAUAUAUUUUUUGCCGAUAUAUAGAUCCUCUUUACUGGAUAGUCCGAUGUACGCAUCUUACAGCAAUAAUGGAAGUCAUGGACUUAAGUAUUGUGGGAAGUAUGUUCGCGAUCCAAUUUACGAUCACAGAAAGGAGGUGCAAUAAAUCAUUGCCAGCGGCUUUUGUUUCUUUGCAGCGAUAACGAUGCGUCGAGCCUUUAUGACGUUCUUUGAACACUCCAUCUAGAGCGCAGAAUGAUAAAUAUUUUCUCUCACGAUAUUGGUAAAAUUCUUGUGAUUAAAUAAUUCGAGAAAGUGAGAAUGUGCAGGAAAUAAGGAAUGAUUAAUAAAGAUUGUUUUGUAUUGCCGCGCGUGCGUUCCGCAAAAAAAAAAAUCGUAAUAAUUAU
Molecule: messenger RNA, 1093 nt
Organism: Formica exsecta
Lineage: Eukaryota; Metazoa; Arthropoda; Insecta; Hymenoptera; Formicidae
Product: putative gamma-glutamylcyclotransferase CG2811
Exons: 3
Coding region: 325-852 (175 amino acids)
Molecular function (GO): gamma-glutamylaminecyclotransferase activity
Source: RefSeq, a predicted model, not a curated record